This is a messenger RNA of Salvia splendens (bonfire salvia), 1701 nucleotides long. RefSeq names its product protein GFS12-like. NCBI's taxonomy places the organism in Eukaryota, Viridiplantae, Streptophyta, Magnoliopsida, Lamiales, Lamiaceae. The coding region runs from base 784 to 1545 and encodes 253 amino acids. The record is from RefSeq and is a predicted model, not a curated record. The transcript has 4 exons.
GCAACAAUGACAAUUGAUCAACUAUAGCCGCAACAAUGACAAUUGUUCAACUAUUAACUUGGGGGAAGCAGGCAGUUUACAAUCAGCUUGCCCUUCAUUGCCGCUCUGUAUAUCGCCUGCAUUUACAAAGGCUAGAUUUACAUCCUUGGACCAUAUGUUCCUUCAAAGUGAACAUACACAACAGAAUCAAGAACAAACUUUGCAUAUGUAUUCAUGACCAAGCAAAUGAAAGAAAGCAAUUUACAAGCAAGAACUAGAGGUGAAACCAAGUCACCCGAUUAAUUCAUUUGCAGAUGUUACCUCCUAGGCUAUUCACCGAAAGACUACUUACCGAAGCUAAGCCAAAUAUAAGGAUAAAGAUAUUUGUGCACCACUAUGGAUUAACAUCAAUCUCUAUAUCUGUCUAGAUAUUUCACAAAGAAGACUCAACUAACUACCAGACUCUCAGUUGAGUUAAAGGGUUCCAUGUGUUUGCCCAAGGGGUAUCAUAUUUCUGACAUGUGAAAUUAGCUAUGGUUAGAAUUCUUCAAAGGAGAUGAAAACAUGAAGGGGAAAGAUCCUAUGCAAAGUUAUGAACUAAGUUAGGGUUUAGGGUUAGCAUUUUCAAACAAUGUGCCUACUGAUUACUUUGUUUGGCAGAAUGCUACCAAGUGUCUUAUCAGAGUUUUCCAGCAGAUUGGCCCAGAUUCAACUGCAUUGUAUGUUCUGCCAAAACUAAAGGAGUUAUUCGACGAGUUUGCUUUUUCUCAGAAGAACACAUAUUCUGUUAAUUUGACUGGGAACAUGUCAGGGUCUAAAGUGAAAGUGGGUGAGGAAGAUUGCAUUGAAAACCGAAUGGACUUGGUGUUACUUUUAUAUCCUCAAUUUGCUUCUCUACUUGGAAUAGAGAGACUCCGCCAGUGCUGUGCUACAUGGUUGCUCAUUGAGCAGUUCCUUUUACGACAUCAUAAUUGGAGGUGGGAAUGUGCAGGGGAUUCCUAUCGAAGUGUUCCAAAUAUCCCAAGUGGUAGAAGACUCUCUCAGAAUGGCUCAGCAUCUGAAAAUACAUCUGCUAAACUCUUACUCAAUGGGGUUGGAUGGUCAAGACCACAAUCACAUGGUAAAAAGAGUAUCAAAACCAUCACACCGAGUAAAAGUAUGUAUGAGUUGUACCAGAGUCCGGCUGAGACGAUUGGAACAACUUCAAGUUUAGCAGUGCAGGAACCUUGGUAUUGGUUUCCUAGUCCUGCAUCUAAUUGGAAUGGGCUUGAUUUUGCAACUCAUGUUGGAGGUCUAAAGGUUGAACUUCCAUGGAAAAUCAGAGCAUCUAUCCUACAAUCUGUUCGUGCACAUCAUGGAGCUCUGAGAUCUUUUGUUGUUUGUCAGAAUGAGUAUACUGUUUUCACAGCAGGAGUUGGGCCAGGAUUCAAGGGAAAUAUUCAGAAGUGGGAUUUGUCAAGGGUGGACUGCAUGUCAAGCUAUAAUGGUCAUGAUGAGGUUUGUGUCAGUGAUACCGAUAUGCAUCUUAAUAGUUUAUUAGUUUUUCAGAUGUCAUUAGUUUGUUAAAGAUAAGUUUAUCUCUUAGAGAUUUAUUUAGAUUAGGAGUCUUUGUUUGAUUAGGAGUCUAGUAUAUAUCUUUAUAGUUUUAUUGAAGUUGAACUCUUUUAUAGAGUCUCUACAAUAGGGCUUUGCUCAGAAUUAUUAUUUUAUGAUGCAAAAGUA